AUGGUAUCCAGCCGGACGGCAAGCGAAUGUCCGAGGAGAAGCGGGAGGACUCGUUCACCACCUUCUUCAGCGAGACCGGGAAAUGGCCGCUACGUCCCGCGGGCUUUGAUGGUCGACCUGGAGCCGACGGUGGUUGACGAGAUCCGAAACGGACACUACAAGCAACUCUUCCACCCGGAGCAGAUGAUCACCGGCAAUGAAGAUGCUGCCAACAACUACGCUCGCGGACACUACACCGUUGGAAAAGAAGUGGUCGACUCCGUUGUGGAUCGUGUCCGUCGUCUCGCUGAGAACUGCCGCGGAUUCCAAGGCUUCCUAUUCUUCCACUCGUUUGGCGGCGGAACCGGCUCGGGAUUCACCUCGCUGCUGAUGGAGCGCCUUUCAACCGAAUACGGCAAGAAGAGCAAGCUCGAGUUUUCGGUCUACCCGGCUCCGCAAGUCUCGACUUCCGUCGUUGAGCCGUACAACAGCAUACUCACUACACACUCGACGCUCGAGCACUCGGAUUGCGCCUUCAUGGUCGACAAUGAGGCCAUCUACGACAUUUGCCGACGCAGCCUGGACGUGGAGCGGCCCAGUUACACCAACUUGAACAGGAUCAUCGCACAGGUCGUCUCCUCAAUCACGGCCUCGCUGCGCUUUGACGGAGCCCUCAACGUCGACCUGAACGAAUUCCAGACGAAUCUGGUGCCAUAUCCACGCAUCCAUUUCCCGUUGGCCAGCUACUCGCCACUGAUCUCUGCAGAGAAGGCCUAUCACGAGGCCAGCUCUGUCAACGACAUCACUUCCGCCUGCUUCGAGACCGGAAAUCAGAUGGUUGGCAUCAACUACCAGCCUCCAACGGUCGUGCCGGGCGGCGACAUGGCCAAGGCUCACCGCGCCGUCUGCAUGCUUUCCAACACCACAGCCAUCGCCGAAGCAUGGUGCCGUCUCGACCAGAAGUUCGACCUCAUGUAUGCCAAGCGCGCCUUCGUCCAUUGGUACGUCGGCGAAGGAAUGGAAGAGGGCGAGUUCACCGAGGCCCGCGAAGACAUGGCCGCUCUGGAGAAGGACUACGAGGAGGUCGGCCUCGACGGCGCUGAUGGAGAUGAUGGAGCGGCCGAAUAU
This is a messenger RNA of Mesorhabditis spiculigera, 1107 nucleotides long. NCBI's taxonomy places the organism in Eukaryota, Metazoa, Nematoda, Chromadorea, Rhabditida, Rhabditidae. The record is from the annotation of a GenBank genome assembly.